AUGGCAGUGAAGCCUCCUCCGGGAGACGGCCACCGUGCCCUCCUCAGCCAGGGGAAGGAGGACGAGAUGGAGAUAUUCGGCUACAGAACCCGGGGCUUCUGGAAGGCCCUGUGCCUGGCCGGGUACGUCCUCUCCUGCGGAGCCCUCUGGCUGGUGUUCUACUGGAAGCCGGAGUGGGGCGUCUGGGCGACCUGCCAGCCGUGCGACCUGGAGGAAGCCGACACCGUCCUGCUACGAACAACGGAUGAAUUUCAGAAAUGCACCAAGAAGAAGGUGAUCCUGCUCGACCUGUCGAAGGUCCUGGAGAGUGAAAAGCUGGACCACCUCUUCAGUGCCGACCACGAAUCCGUCAUCACCAGAGCCAUCAGGAAGCCUGACUUGAAAGUGAGGUACAUCCAGGCACAGAAAAUCCGCUACGUCUGGGACAUCCUUGGGAAAGAGUUUGUCAGAGUCGGGUCGCUUGAGGACAGCAACACCUGUUCUGACAUUCACCGCAAAUUCGGAGAUGGGCUGACGAGGAAAGAGAAGGACCUCAGGAGGCUGGUGUGUGGGCCAAACACAAUUGAAAUAGAAAUCCGCCCUGUCUGGAAUCUGCUUUUUAAAGAGGUUCUGAACCCUUUUUACCUGUUCCAAGCCUUCACCUUGACUCUCUGGCUGUCCCAGGGAUACUACGAGUAUGCCAGUGCGAUCUUAAUCCUGACCGUCAUCUCCAUUGUGGUCACCAUCUAUGACCUUCGACAGCAAUCCGUCAAACUGCACAACCUGGUGGAGGAGCACAACAGGGUCGAGGUCACAGCCUGGUCUAAGUACGAAGGUGCCCAGAAGAUGGAGUCCUGCCACUUAGUCCCCGGGGACAUCCUUCUCCUGGAAGGGCAGAAGUUUUCUCUGCCCUGCGACGCCAUCCUGCUGGAGGGAGGCUGCGUGGUCAACGAGGGGAUGCUGACAGGCGAAAGUGUCCCGGUGACCAAGACCUCCUUGCCCCACGCUGACCAGACCCUGCCCUGGAAGAAGCACAGCACGGAGGAUUACCGGCGCCACGUCCUCUUCUGUGGCACGGAGAUCAUCCAGACCAGGAGGGCCAGCAAAGGACCAGCCAUAGCGGUUGUGCUCCAGACGGGUUUCAACACCGCCAAGGGAGACCUGGUGAGGUCCAUCCUCUACCCAAAACCACUGAACUUCAAGCUCCACAGAGAGGCCUUCAAAUUCAUUAUGUUCCUGGUCGUGAUUGGCAUUGUGGGGCUGGUAUAUGCAGCCUGUGUCUACACAAAGCACAAGCAACCGGUGUCCGACACGGUGAUUAUGGCCAUCCUCCUGCUGACGUGUGCUGUGCCCCCAGCGCUCCCGGUCGCCUUGACCACCGGCAUCGUUUACGCCCAGAGGAGGCUGAAGAAGAAGAAGAUCUUCUGCAUCAGCCCCCAGAGGAUCAACAUCUGCGGGCAGAUCAACCUGGUGUGCUUUGACAAGACUGGCACCCUGACCGAGGACGGGCUCAAUCUCUGGGGCGUCAUCCCUUGCCGGAAGAGGAGUUUCCAGGACGUCCACUCCUUCUCCUCCGGCUCCCCUUUGCCCUGGGGCCCCCUGUGCCGAGCCAUGGCAACCUGCCACUCCCUGUUGCUCUUGGACGGGAGGAUCCAGGGAGACCCGCUGGACCUGGAGAUGUUUCAGGGCACCGACUGGGAGAUGGAGGAGUCCCCUCGAAAGGGAGGCACAGGCUGCUCAUCACAGACACUGUUAACCAUCGUUAAGCCAGGACCUGCUGCUUCCCAGGCCCCGGUGGAAGGGAUCGCGAUCCUGCGCCAGUUCCCCUUCUCCUCCGCUCUGCAGAGGAUGUCCGUCCUGACCCAAGAACUCGGCAAGGAAGCCUACGAGCUCUACAUGAAGGGGGCCCCGGAGAGGGUGGCCAGCUUCUGCAACCCAGCAACAGUUCCAGCAGACUUCCAGUCGGAGCUCAAACACUUCACGAUGCAAGGCUUCCGAGUUCUUGCCCUGGCACACAAGGAGCUCUCCUCGCAGGGAGGGGUGGACGUGGAAGACCUGGAAAGGGAUGAGGUGGAGUCGGACCUGACCUUCCUGAGCCUGCUGGUCAUGGAGAACCGGCUGAAGAGCGAGACGAAGCCGGUCCUGGAGGAGCUGAGCAACGCCCGCAUCCGGAGCGUGAUGGUCACAGGGGACAAUCUUGAGACCGCUGUCACCGUCGCCAAGCACUCUGGGAUGGUCUCCGGCAGCAGCAAAGUGAUCCUCGUGGAGGCCAGCGAGCCCGAGGAGACGCAGCUGGCCUCCAUCACCUGGCAGCUGGUGGAGGAGACGCAGCCGUGCAAGGGAGAAAUCCAGACUCAUUGCAUUACCGUUGAGACCAACAGCAGCAGCAGCAACUUCCAUUUUGCCUUGAGUGGGAAGUCCUAUCAGGUCAUCAAGAAACACUUCAGCAGUUUCCUACCCAAGAUCCUUAUGAACGCCACGGUAUUUGCAAGGAUGUCUCCAGGCCAGAAGUCCAGCCUUGUGGAAGAAUUUCAGAAACUGGAUUACUGCGUGGGGAUGUGCGGAGACGGCGCCAACGACUGCGGGGCUUUGAAAACAGCUCACGCUGGCAUCUCCCUCUCCGAGCAGGAGGCCUCGGUGGCUUCGCCCUUCACCUCCCAAACCCCCAACAUCGAGUGCGUGCCGGAGCUGAUACGGGAAGGACGGGCCGCCCUCGUCUCCUCCUUUGCCGUCUUUAAGUUCAUCACCCUCUAUGCGCUUCAGGCCUUCAUUGCCACUGCCCUGCUUUAUUGGCAAAUACAAAUCUUGGGGAAUUUCCAGUACCUGGUGCAAGAUGGCAUUUCCCUUGCAGCUGUCCUAACAAUGAGCUUGUCCCACGCCUAUCCGAAGCUGGCUCCCUACCGCCCGUCCGGACGGCUCCUCUCUCCGCCUCUGAUGCUCUCCGUCAUCCUCAGCGUCGGCUUCACCCUCACCAUCCAGACCUUCGGCUUCCUGUUUGUGAAGCAGCAACCUUGGUUCUCGGAGGCGCGCAGCUAUAGGGAGUGUCCUUCUGGAAACCAGCCUUCCUUCCUGGGCAACGGGACAGCCAACUCCACGGCCGAGGCGCACCGAGUGCUGGGCUAUGAGGGCACCACCCUUUUCUACCUGAUCAUCUUUGAUGGCGUGAUCGUGGCCUUUGUCUUCUCCAAAGGGAAACCCUUCCGGAAGCCCAUCUACACCAACUAUCUUUUCUCCAUCCUGCUGUGCCUCCAGCUCGGGGUUUGCUUCUUCCUUCUCUUUGCGGACAUCGAUUCCGUGUACAAGGGGUUGGAGCUUCUCUGCACCCCAGUCACCUGGAGGGUUUACGUCCUGAUCAUGCUGGUGGUCAAGUUUUUGGUCUCCUAUUUUGUGGAGGACGCCAUCCUGCACAACCACCAAUUCUGGCUCUGGGUCAAGGCUCUCUUCGGAGUCCGUUCGUCCAGCCAGUACCGGAAGCUGGAGCGGCAGCUGGAAGCGGACACCUCGUGGCCUCCCGUGAACCGAAGGGAUUGGGCCACCGAGGGGAGAAGCGAGGCCUACAUCAACCCCGCCUUCGAUGACCAGGAAGAGAAGUAGGCGCCCGGCGGGAUGCACCGAGGACUUGGCCCCUCGUCCGCACACGCUGAACUCCUUUUUC
Messenger RNA from Pogona vitticeps (central bearded dragon), 3634 nucleotides. Lineage: Eukaryota; Metazoa; Chordata; Lepidosauria; Squamata; Agamidae. The record is from RefSeq and is a predicted model, not a curated record.